CGUCCGCCUCUUUUCCCAGCUCGGAUUGUUUUGAGAGCUGGGUUGAAAUAGCAUGCUAGGGAGUUAGCACACAGUUAGCUUCUCAAACAUCUCUCUGAAGUUGUCGUUGGCGCUGACACCUAAAUAAAAUGUCCAAACUACAGGACGGCCACAGGAAGGAUCUCAGGUCAAACUGGUGAGGGUGUGUUAACCAGCCUGUCAGGCAACAGUUUGGGAAAGGAUGCCUGAGAUCACUGAAACCGAGACAACUGGUCGAAAACCAAAAAAGAAGAAAAACAAAGAAUCCCACAAUGCUGUUGAGCGGCACCGCAAAGAGAAGAUAAAUGCAGGGAUCAACCGCAUCGGCAAUCUGUUGCCGUGUUCACAAGCUCUGAAACAGAGUAAGAACAUGAUCCUGGACCAGGCCUUUCGCUACAUCACGGAGCUGAAGAAACAAAAUGACACACUGCUCCUGGAAGGCGGUGAUAAAGUCCAAGCGGAGGAGAUCCGCCGACUGCGGCAUCAUUGCGAGGAGCUUCGCAAGGAGAGCGCCCACUACAUCCAACUCCUCAAAGCCCACGACAUCAAUUUCCUCGAAGACCCCACGGUCCACUGGAAGGGCAAGCGGCGCUGUGCCAAAGUGGCCAAAGUGACCCCCACUCAUCAGCUGCCCAAGGGCAUCAUCGUCUAUUCCAACGGCAACGUGACGUGCCCCGCGGGAAAAGAGAGCGCCCCCGGGAAGCAGCCCUCGGAAACCAUAAUCCUUCAGCCCCCUUUGGAGGUGAGCGCAAGCGUGAGGGUGAACGGAGCCUUGCUCCAAGUCACGACUUCCGCCGCGUCGCUUCACUCCGGUUCGAGCGUCGCCCAGUCGACGGCAGGCCUCGCGUUGGUGGAGCAGCGUGCUGUCGAGAAGACGCCUCAGCCGCCCUCCGUGUCGUACAUCACCCUCCAGCUCCCCGCCGUGAACGCCGGGUUGCCCCACCCGCCCGCCGCCUCCGCCCAGACCAACGUAGCCCCGAUUUCAGCGUCUCCGCUUCCGCUGCCCGUCUCCUGUCUCGCCACAAUAAAUCAGACUGUGAGGGACACCGCCCUCAGGACUGUAAGUUACACUGGCAUCCCCAACAGUCAAGCCCUUCUCCGAGCGGGGGCGGCGGGCAGCACGCAAACCACGUGGACAACGCUGCAGAUGGCGGGCAACACGGUGCAGCCCGUCUGCCAGAGUCUUGGUAGCACCACGCAGGCUGUCCGCCAGGUGACGGUGUGUCCCGUGGGCGCCGAGCCUCCUCCGGUUCAGCAGAUUCAAAUCCAGAUGCAGCCUCCUCCUGCGCCUGCACAACAAGCCGCCGUCACCGCGCAUAUUCAGGCAAACCCGCCACAGCUGCGCCCAGCCGUCCCAGUCCUCGCCCCGCAACCUCAGUGCGCCGUGCUACCGCAGCCGGCCGUGGUGGCCCAUCCCGCCGUCGUUUCCCAGACCCAGUCGGCCGUCCUCCGGCCCGCCUCGCUCGUUCCCCACCCUUCGGCGGCGCUGAUCCCUCGAGCGCAACCGCAGGCCGCUGUGCUGCCGCUCCUCCAGACCAUGCAGGUGCUGCAGGUCAAAGCGAGCGGCGCGGCGGCCACGGCGCCGCAGAGCAGCAACAACAACAACAACCCCAGCGUGGUCAUUCUGCAGCAGGCGAACUCCUGCCCGAGCCAGCCGGUCAUGAGAGAAGAAGCGAGCAACCCGGCGCCCUGUCAACAUAUCGUCAUCAUCCAGGCUUCUAAUCACGCUGCGCCCGCCCCUCAGAAUCCCAAUCUUGGCUUGGUACCCUCCGCCGCCUCCGCUGACGCUGCCGCGCCUUCUUCAGCGCCAGCCACUCAAACACCCAACACCACUCAAACACCCAACAGUUCAACAUUGCAGAGCGUGGGCGGCAAGCAGCUGGUGCACAUUCUCCCGCGUCCGGCGCAGCCUCCGGUGAGCCAUUCGUCACAGACGAGCCAGACACCUGCCGGAGUCCACGCGACGCCGCAGACCAUCACUGUGAACGGGCAGGUCUUCGCCCUAAAGACCAUGAAGACUUCGGACAAAACCGCAUCCCAAAGUACAAUUCAACUGGUCCAGCCGAACACCACGGAGGAACCCACCACCAACGUGGCUCUCAAGAGUCUCGGGGCCCUCAGUUCUCUCAACCAGAGCAUCUCCCAGGGCCUUCCGCUGAGCAUUUCUAGCCAGAGCAACAACAGCGGCCCACCUGCAGCUACUCCAUCUGCAGCGGUGCAGCAGAAACAACUGGCUCCUGCUCCCGGGAGCGUCCCCGGAACCACAGCGGUCCCGCCUGUCCAGCAAGCGAAAGCGCCAGUCAAAUCUGGACAAGCGGCGAGUGCGCCGAAGGCUGCCGGAAAGAGGCCGCAGACGACUCUGCAUGCUAAGCAAUCGGCGGCGAAAAGGACGAAAGCAUCGAAGAAAAGCGUGCUCAGCCAAGCUAGCUCUGACGAAAACCAGAUCGCAUCUCCGGCCUCAGACGUUCCUCCGGUAGCCGCUGUGACGGAGUCUGCCGGAACCGUACAACGUGUCACUUCCCCACAAAGCCCGUCGAAAACCGUUGCUUGCGUUACAUCGAGCGGCCCGACUGUACUUAAUCAGCCCCCGCCAAAAAGCGUCGGCUCGGUCGGCGCGAAUGCCGAUGAUGUCGUUUCCAGCCAAGCGAGCGCAGUUGCGACUGUCAGCGCGGCAUCAGUCGCGGCUUCGGCGAUUGGAGCCGCCGCGGCCGCGAAUGACAAAGCGGCUGCAGCUUCAAACGGGAGCUUGGCUGCGAGCAAGCCUGUAGAACGCGAAACGACGGGCACCGUGACUCGCACCACGCAAAGUAACUCAGCUCUUCCAUCGACGGUAUCGAAAUCGAGCGCAACGGUUUUCACGGCUGUGACUGGCAGUGAUGUCGCGAACGGCGCCACCGCCGCUCACGCUGCACGCCCUCCUUCGGUUUGCGCCACAGCGAUCGUCCCGGCAACUCAGAGUACGCAAUCGCUAUCCUGUCCACAACAACUCAACAACAUCAAAUCGGUGCCUUGCGGUAAAGAACCCGCUUCUUCAUCCGCCGCGUCCACAACCUCAACUCCAUCGUCGUCGGUUGGCGCUUGUACGACACGGCGGCCCGACCCGAGCGUCAAACUUCCUCCGGCGGCGCCGGCGGCGGCAAAGACCCGACAGGCCCAAGAAGCGAGUCCCGCGACAAGCUUAGCAUCGUCCACGUCCGAUACGACGCAGAAGAAAGACUUUGUGCUAUCUCACGGGGUUUACACGAACCUAGAUGAUCAAACUCUGGAGCCCCCCGUGACGGAUUCGCCCAUGUCGACAGUGGCGGGGGGAGGCAGGGGCUUCUCGGUGGCCUCCAUGCUCCCUCAAGGUCAGGACAUGAGCGCUUCCUCUGGCUCCUUUGGAACGUUUACCUUCACAUCCGAGCAGGCCGAGAUGCUCGCGUUGGCCAUGUUGGAACAGGACAGGAGUCGGGAAAAAGCCACCGCCGCGCAGCAAGCCAAAGGGAGCAAACCCGCGGACGCGGUUAAACCUCCAGGUCAGGUGUCCAUCAGAGGGCAGGGUGGCGACGGCUCCGUCAGCGGGACCGGCGGAAGCAGGCAUCCGCAGAACCCGGCGGCUCAUCUCAUCGCGUACUCCCAGUCGCAGUCUCUCCCGCAGGUCCAGACUCAGAGCUCAGCCCAAAGCGGCACCGUGGCCAGCUUGAGCGUCAACAACCUGAUCAGGCCCAGCUCCUCUCAGCAACCCUUCCCGGGAUCUCCCAGUCUGGCGGGCCAGCAGUGCUCGGUGCCCUCGCCCGCCGCUGCCGCCGCCUCGGUCCACAUUUCCCAAUCGUCCAACAACACGCUCUCGCCCUGCUCGGGUGCCGGCCAGCUGAACGAGUACGCCCCCAUGAAAACGGCUUUGAUGAGGGCUCAGGCGGAGCGGCAGGUCAAGAUCCUCUCGAAGCGGCAGGCCCAGGAGGAAGUCAUGCUCAACGGCGGCAAACGACCCAAGGCGUGCCCGGCGCCGGCGCCCGCCGUGGGCCACAUGGACGUGAAAGGGGCGGACCACGGCCAGAUGAUGGUCGGACAAAUGCCUCCCUCGUCGAGGAUCAACUCCGAGGGCUCCCUCUUCUCCACCAACUCCUUCAUGAGCACCGUCGUCCGAUCCACGGACGCGCACUGCCCCCCCGAGCAGAACCAGCCGGGGGUGCUCCACCCACCCCAGGGUCAUCCGCAACAUCCCGCCGCCCAGCACCUGGGAGGCAAUCUAUACAUGAAACAGCAGCAGCAAGAGCAGCAGAGACACCACCUGUACCAUUUGCAACACCACCUGACCCAGCCCGACGCCGCCCAGCGCCACUCGCUCCACCAGAGGGCGCUCCAGCAAGAGCAGCAUGCGCAGAAGAAGAGGGGGCUGGUCCGAGGCAGCCAGAGCGGCUCGCCGGCUGCCGCCGCCGCCGCCCUGCAGCAAAAGCAGCAUCACCGCGAAAAGUCCGCCGUCCAACAGCAGCACGCGCACCCGCAACAGGCGGCGCAUCAGCAUCAACAGUCGCAUCCGCAGCAGCACCAAGUGCCUGCGCACCAGCAGCAGCACCAACAGCAGCAGCAGCAUCAUCAACAGCUGCAGCAGCAGCAACAGAACUCCCAUAGCAGGCACCAGCAGCAUUUGCAACAACAGAUACAGCAACAGCAGCAGCAGCAGCAGCACUUUCGACACCAGGAGAAAAGCUGCGAGGCCCAGGCAGCAGGAGCCAGAGCCCACCACAACAACCACCUGGCGCAGCAGGACCACCUCAAGCCUGGUCAAGAUCACACUGCCAUGCAGAGGAUGAUGACUUCAAGGAGCCUGGAUCAUCAGCAGCAGCAGCAGCAGCAGCAACAACUCAUCUCGCCCAGCAAUCCGGCGUCGCGCUCGUCCGAGCUGUCGUGCACGCCAUCGCGCCAGGAGCGCCACCGCGUCUCCAACUACUCUGCCGAGGCGCUAAUCGGCAAAAGCACCACGAGCGCCGAUCAGCAGCAGCAGCAGCGCAUGGCUCACCAUCUACCGCCGAGCCGCGGCGGCACUGCGCCGGAGCAAGGCGACCUACGCGGCUACAUGGACGCGUCGGGACGAGGUAAAGCCAACGUGCCGCACAACCCGCAGGGCCGAAUCCCGUCGGACCACCCGGGCCCGAACGACAUUCAGCGCGUGUCGGAGUGCCUGCCGUUCAAAAGCAUCGCGGCGGGACCAAGUGCGCAUCAGCUCGCUGGUUUCGAGGCUCAGGUUUCCCGAGGGAGCGACAUGGCCGCCAAGCCGCAGAGGGCGCAGCUGCAGCAGGGAACCUUCCGCAUGGGCGCCGGCCCCCCGCCAGACGGCAGGAAUCGCGUCUCGGGUGGCUACGCGGGGGUCCAUCUCGGGCCGCAGGGGGCGCACGUGGGACCGGCGCUGCUGCGCGAGCAGGAAGCUUGUCACCAGAGUUUCAUGCAGAGCCUCCUGUCGCCUGAGGGGAACCACCAGAGGACGGCGCAAUGCUGCCCGCCGGUCAGCAUGGAGUACCCCUCGGUGGACAUCCAGGUCAAAGCGUCCAGCCCCAGCCAGAAAGCCUCCGCCAUGAACAAAAGCCACAUUUCUCAGGUCAACACCAAUAUGCAUGGUGGCGUGCGGGCGGCCCACCCCGCCGAACCGGGCCGCCCUUCGGCACCCUCCAGGCCGCCUGUCAGCCAGCAUUCGCGGCACGCGCCGCCUGCCAAGCUGAGACCGGGCGAGCGGCCCCGCCCGGGGACGCUGCGUCCCGGCAACCCCUUCGAGCCCGAAGGCCAUCUGCCCCUCCCAUCCGGAGGCGGCGUGCUCCUGGGCCGGACGCAGUCGGGCGGCGAAGCGCGGCGCAGCGCCAUCGUACGCUUCAUGGCGGACGGCACCCAGGCGCCCGGAGACAACAACCUGGUGGCCGAGCAGCACCUGGCGCAGAACUUCGGUUUCCCAUUCAUCCCCGAGGGCGGCAUGAACCCGCCCAUCAACGCCAACUCCACCUUCAUCCCGCCCGUCAGUCAACCCAACGCUUCCUCGCGCACGCCCUCCCUGCUGCCCGUCGAGCCGCAGAACACGUUACCCUCCUUCUACCCGUCCUACUCGCCAGCCGCCCACCCCAGCCUGCCGGGCGAUGUCACCCUGCAGUACUUUUCCAACCAGAUGUUCACCAGCCCCGGCCCCGACAAGCCCAGCGCCCCGCCGCCCCUCAACAACCGCUUCGGCUCCAUCCUGUCGCCGCCGCGUGCCGUUGGCUUUGCGCAAGCUAGCUUCCCACUGCUGCCCGACAUGCCACCCAUGCCCAUCGCCAACUCGUCAGGCAUCACGCCGCACAUCUCCAAUUUCAGUCUCACGUCGCUCUUCCCAGAAAUCGCUGCUGGGAUGCCCACCGACGGCUCGGCCAUGCCCAUGUCGCCGCUGCUGUCACUUGCCAACGCAUCCGCCGCCGAUUCGGGCAAGCAACCCAACAGGCCAGCGCACAACAUCAGCCACAUCCUCGGACACGACGGCAGCUCAGCCGUGUGACCGAGGAAACGGCGACAAGCAGUGUGAAAGGGGCUAUUGUUUACGUGACUGUUUCGAUCGCAUUUUUGUCAUGUUCAUUGAUCAGUUUUUUGUUUUGUUUUUUUGCUUCAAGCUUUAUGGGCAGCGUUAUCGGUUUGUUUGUAAAAGAACAAUCCAGUCUAUGUUUGGAACAAGAACUUUUUGGUUUUCUCUAUGUUGUUGAAGAAGAAACCUGCAGCAUUAAUGUAUUUGACUAACUUAUAUCAGGUUGUUCUGUACAGAAUCAAGACUGUUUUGUAAAUACACACGUUUCAUAUCAGAAGGUUAGAUUGUGCAUUUGUACAUAAA
This is a messenger RNA of Hippocampus comes (tiger tail seahorse), 6838 nucleotides long. It is a transcript of the gene usf3, whose product is annotated as upstream transcription factor family member 3. The record is from RefSeq and is a predicted model, not a curated record. Gene Ontology annotation, molecular function: RNA polymerase II transcription regulatory region sequence-specific DNA binding; DNA-binding transcription activator activity, RNA polymerase II-specific; protein dimerization activity. Gene Ontology annotation, biological process: negative regulation of epithelial to mesenchymal transition; positive regulation of transcription by RNA polymerase II. Lineage: Eukaryota; Metazoa; Chordata; Actinopteri; Syngnathiformes; Syngnathidae.